AUUCUCCACCUCUUUUUUGUUCCUUUGUGUGCCUCUGAUCAGGUCCUGUGAUUUUCAGCUCCUUUCUCUCCAAGGGAUUUUCUCCAUAAAGAAAGCUAUCUGAGAAGAAACUUCCAUGGAUCGCAAAAACUCUGAUUCUUCAGCUUCCUCUGGUUCUGGGGACAAACCGAGUUCCAUUGAUGGAAACCAAUCGACCUCGAGGAUGAAGAUCAGGAUCAAGGUGUCGAAGAAAGCAGACUCUCAAUGUAAAACCAGCUCCCCUGAAUCAGUGACUUCUCAGAUUGAUCAGGUCGGUGGAGCUUCACGCCAUUAUAGCUGCAAGUUCUGCAACCUCAAGUUCAGCUCGGAGCGAUCUCUUGGAGCUCACGUCAAAGCCCAUGAGAAGCAUUCCAAUUAUGACUUCACUGAUAGUGAUAAGAUGGGCUUGGAAGAUGAGAAAGGGAGGAUAAAAGAAGGUUGCAGAGGAGAGAGAAAAAGAACAUUAGAGGAAACAAAGAAGAAAAACCAACAGGAACCAGUUUGUACUCUCUGCAAGAAGACUUUUCCAUCUUUAAAGUCGCUGUUUGGUCACAUGAGGUGCCACCCCGAGAGAAAUUGGAGGGGGAUUCAGCCUCCUGAGAAGCCUGUAUUGGCAGGAAAGAAUGAGCGAAAGAUGUUCAAAAUUUUCAGCAAUGGUGAAACCGGUAAGCUGCCGGAAAACGUCAGCAGUGGCUCAAUCAGCAAUGGCUUGUCAGGAAAGAAUGACCGAAAGAUGUUCAAAAUUUUCGGCAAUGGUGAAACCGGUAAGCCGCUGGAAAACGUCAGCAGUGGCUCAACCAGCAAUGGCUUGUCAGAAAAGGUCAAGCACUCCUGCAGCAAUGGUUCCGCCAGGAAGUCCUCGGAAAGUUCGUCGUAUCAAACUGAUGCCACCAUUACAGAAGCAAGCUCGAAGGAACAUGAUCAUCUCUCGCCUCUCUCAAAGCGUGAUCAUCUCUCGCCCCUCUCGAAUUGGUCGGUCACUGGAUCGAGAAGAAGGAAUAGAACUAUAGCUGAAAAUAAAAAUUUGCAGAGUAAUAAAUUUGAGGGAGUUUUCACAAGCAGUAAAGAAACUGAGGUUGCUUAUAACUUGCUCAUGCUUUCUGAAUCAAUACCUCUUUCUGAAUCUAAACCUCCUCAGAGAAAUUCAGGGGAAGAUGAAAUCAUUUCGACCCGCCAUGAUUCAAAGAAGAGGAAGCUUCUCCUUGGAGUCUCCUCAACUAAUAACAGAGAGGAGGAGGUAAAACAAGAGAAAGCUCAAGAUUCGGUAAUUGGGUCUGAAAUUCCAGUGUCCGGCGACAAAAAACUCCCGCCGGAAAGACAGGGGAGCCAUAUAUGCACUUUGUGUCACAAAAGGUUUGAUUCGGGUCAGGCUUUAGGUGGACAUAUGAGGAGGCAUUUUGACAGAGAGAAGCAUCAAGCAAAGUUGAAAGCUCGCCAUCCUCAGGUUGAAUUGGGAAGAGAGAGAAAGAAUGGGGAAGGAGAAGUUGAAUUGGGAGGAGAGCAAAAGAAUGGAGAGAGAAUGGAGUUUAUAGAUCUUAAUGGGGUGAUGCCUAUCGAAGAUGAGGAUUUGGGAUUUGCUUUCAGUAUGGUGGAGGUGGUGCCUGAUUAUGGUGCUUAUUUGAGCUCUAGACUCAAGGAGAGAAGCUCUUUUCAUGACCUUUGAAUCAUAAGUUUGGAAGAUGAGAGCAUGGUUUGGGCAAUAUUUCAGUGUCUUUGAGUGGGGAAAUUCAGGAAUUUUUGGGGGUUUUGGAAGGAGUUGAGUGAUGAAUUCAUGAAUUAUUUUGGGGGAAAGCUCCAUUCCUUUUGGCAGUUAUUUACUUAUUUAAGCUGACAAAAUUAUUGAUUGAUUUAGUUUAUGGAAGUGAAUCUAGUUAGUCUCUGUAAAUGUGCUGCUUCUGGUUUACAGUGUGGGAUUUUUUUUGGGUUUUACAGAUUAAUUAUCAACCCUUUUUGUAAUGGAGAGUACAUGAAUAAUAUCUCUCUCUGCAAGUCUUUUGGUUUUGGCAGUCCAUGUACAGUGCUAUUCUUAUUU
Molecule: messenger RNA, 2050 nt
Organism: Amborella trichopoda
Lineage: Eukaryota; Viridiplantae; Streptophyta; Magnoliopsida; Amborellales; Amborellaceae
Product: C2H2 type zinc finger transcription factor family
Source: RefSeq, a predicted model, not a curated record